AUGCUGCGCGCCGGGCUGCUCCCCCGCGCCCUGGGCCGCCCCCGCGGCUGGGCGGGCGGCGGGUCCCGGCUGCGGGCGGCCCUGGGGCUGCCGCCGGGCCAGGGCCGGCCCGCGGGGGUGGCGGUGCCGCCGUGUGCCCGGGGGCUGCGCUGGGCGGGUAAAUUUUAUCAACACGCCACAACAGAGGCCUCCCAAGCCACCUUAGCUAGCGUGUCUCCUGUUUUUGCAGUGGUGAAGCUUGACAAAGAGGGAAAUACUACCUAUUUUGAAAAGAAGAAGACAGAAUUGUACCAGGAAUUGGGUCUUCAAGCUCGAGAUCUAAGAUUUCAACACCUAAUGAGCAUUGCAACUAGGAACAACAGGAUCAUCAUGAGAGUGGAGUUCUUGAAGGCUGUCAUAACACCAGAGUUUCUUCUGAUACUAGAUUAUCGUAAUUUAAAUCUGGAACACUGGCUCUACAAUGAACUAGCGUCUCAGCUGGCCGGGGAAGGUCAACUAGUUACAUAUUCCCUGCCCUUUGAAUUCCGAGCCAUAGAAGCAAUUCUGCAGUACCGGAUCAGCAAACUGCAGGGGAGACUUAACACUUUGCAGCCUCAGAUCCUUGAGACACUGGAAGCUCUAGUGGACCCCAAGCUUUUGUCUGUGGAUAGGAGUAAACUACACAUUCUCCUGCAAAAUGGCAAGAGCUUGUCAGAACUGGAAACAGAUCUUAAAGUUUUCAAAGAAACAAUUCUGGAGAUCUUAGAUGAAGAAGAAUUAAUAGAAGAGCUGUGUCUAUCUAAAUGGACUGAUCCACAAGUAUUUGAGGAGAGUACAUCUGGGAUUGACCAUGCAGAGGAAAUGGAGCUGCUGCUGGAGAACUAUUACAGACAAGCAGAAGAUCUUGCGAAUGAAGCUCGUGAGCUCAGAGUACUGAUUGACGACUCGGAGAGCAUAAUAUUUAUCAACCUGGACAGCCACCGUAAUGUGAUGAUGAGACUGAACUUGCAGCUGACUAUGGGGACUUUCUCUCUCUCUCUCUUUGGACUCAUAGGAGUUGCAUUUGGUAUGAACUUGGAGUCAUCUCUAGAAGAGGACCCCAGAAUAUUUUGGCUGGUGACGGGGAUUAUGUUUCUGGGAAGCGGUCUGAUAUGGCGGCGCUUGCUUUCCUUCCUUGGGCGGCACCUAGAACCUCCGCUACCUCCUCACGUUCCUGCAGUUUUGAAAAAAUCCCAACCAGCUGGAAGAGUGGAGAUAAAAAACAACCUUAAAGCGGAAACAUUUGGGCUGAGCAGAAGCACAUUAACAAACCAAUAGGAACAGCAGGAAUGAAGAGACUUUUAUUGUUACAGGGUGGACUUUGGACACUUGCCUUGCUUUUGCUCUUCCUUACUGAAAACUGUGGGAAUUUCUAAACUUGCUAAUUUAAUAUAUAUUUUGUGCCAAAAAUCGAUAGUGAGAUUUUAAUGCUCAUACACAGAAGGAGAGAAACAGAAGGGAAAACAGUGACAGGUUUUCCACAGUAGGCUCACCUCCACCCCACGUAUGUUCCAUUAGUUUUCUGUAUCAUGUAGAUGUACUUAUUUUUUGGACAUUCUCAAGUGUUUCUGUCAAAUACUUCUUCACAUGAUGGCCUUUCUUAAAGAGAACAGUGUUUUCAGCUGAAAGCAUGACAGCAGUCAGCAUUCAUGAAUAAUUCUGGUUCUGAGCUGCAGAUUUAGGAAUCUGACUUCAAAUACCAAAGAAAAAUCCCCCCCAAAAGUGGCCUUUUUAAUGGAUUUUUCAAGGCCGUAUUUAAUUGCAGAGAACAGAUUUUCCAAAGUAAAAAGCAUACCUGCAUCUCUUGUGAAGCAUCACCUCUAUAUUGGCUGUAACCAGAAAUAAGUUUCCCUUAUUUUAAGUGAGCAACAACAGCUUUUGAAAUGUAGCUACUUGGGUAUUCCUUAACAAUUAAUUUAGGCUCAAAGCGUACGCGGGUUUUGUAACAAGAAAAGCGGGCCUGUGGUAAUGCGCAAUUGUGCUUGCCCUCUGCCGCUAUUUCAACACGCAUUGACAGAGCUGCAGUUUAAUCAGUCAUAAGGACUGAUUCAAACAGUGAUAAAAAUUAACAGAUGGGUUGUUGGUUUCUCUUAAGCCGAGUUCUACUUUCUUUGCCUUCCACGAAGGCCAGACGAAGUGUGGAUUAGCCUGCACCACAGUAAGUAGCUGGGUUAGUAAAGGGUGUGGAAGCCUGGUGUCCUGUGAUGGACUGAAAGAAGGAGUAAAAUUCUUAUGCCCACUAUUUGUGUUUUUUCCUAGGACUUACCUCUGAACUCUGAGGGUGUAGUUCUCCACUGGUUUCUGCCGGUCUGUAGAGGGAGCAUGAAAUCCUUCUGAAUCAGGUCACAAACGGGUUUUUGUUUGGGGUUUUUUAACCUCUUUGUAACACACACUGAGUAGCUCCUUAGGUGCCACCAGAUAAAUCACUGUACUGGCACGGGUUGAGAAGACAUUAACUGUAGCUGUGAACAUUUUUACUCAGGACUGAUGAGUCAAAAAUGGAAAGAAAAAGGUACAGAAAUGAGAAUUAUGCAGGCCUGGGAUCCUAGUUUGGUUAAAAUCGGUUGUAUGUAAUUAUUUUCACAGUUGUUCUUGCUCUAUAUGUGACUACAGAUACAAAAAGCACGAUAAGGUGAGAAAAUUAA
This is a messenger RNA of Gavia stellata (red-throated loon), 2663 nucleotides long. RefSeq names its product magnesium transporter MRS2 (gene MRS2). The transcript has 11 exons. Gene Ontology annotation, cellular component: mitochondrial inner membrane. Gene Ontology annotation, biological process: mitochondrial magnesium ion transmembrane transport. Gene Ontology annotation, molecular function: magnesium ion transmembrane transporter activity. The record is from RefSeq and is a predicted model, not a curated record. The coding region runs from base 1 to 1296 and encodes 431 amino acids. NCBI's taxonomy places the organism in Eukaryota, Metazoa, Chordata, Aves, Gaviiformes, Gaviidae.